Messenger RNA from Ceratotherium simum simum (southern white rhinoceros), 950 nucleotides. The record is from RefSeq and is a predicted model, not a curated record. Lineage: Eukaryota; Metazoa; Chordata; Mammalia; Perissodactyla; Rhinocerotidae.
GCAGGGCAGGGCUGCAGGACAGUUCACAGCUUCACAGGAUGGGGCCACAGGUGCCCUCAGUGCCUCCUGCCCUCUGGGUCCUGGGGUGCCUUGUCCUGCUCCUCUGGCUGUGGGCGCUGUGCACAGCCUGCCACAGGAAGCAGGUGCAGAGGCAGCGGGCCGGGCUGCAGGGCAGUGUGGUGCCAGCGGAAGCGGUGAGUGCCAGGCUGCCCCAGGGCCAGGGAGGGGCCAGCAGGGGACCGACCAGCCUUCCUUGCCCCCAGUCACUGCUGAGACGACCCCACCUCUGCUCCCUCAGCAAGUCAGACACCAGACUACACGAGCUGCACGGGGGCCCUCGUCGCAGCAGAGCCCCAAGGCCUGUCAGCAUGGAUCUCCUGCGCCCACAAUGGCUGGAGGAGUCCAGAGACACCACCAGGCCUCUGGCAGCAUUCUCACACCGGGAGCUGCCUCAAGCACCCUCCAUCAGCCCCGAGGCCACCUAUUCCAAUGUGGGGCUGGCUUCCAUUCCCAGGGCCAGCCUGGCAGCCAACCCUGUGGUGUGGGCAGGGGCACGGCUGACCAGCCGCUGUGCCAGGCCUAGGCCUGAGGCCAGACCCAUGGUGGCUGAGUAUGCUUGCAUCCAGAAGCUCCAGGGAACAGGUCUGGGUCCCCAAGCCGUGGAGCAGGGGAAGGCCCAGGUGACCCCAGCCGCUCAGGUGGACAUCCUGUACUCCAGGGUCAACAAGUCUAAAAGGAGGAACCCAGGACCUGCUACACACCAGCCAGAGCCCAAGGGUGGGGGAAGGAUUCUGGCUCUGGGGAGUGACCUGGCCUAUGAGGCCCUCCCACUCACGGGCCAGGGCGUGGACAACAGUUGCCCAGAAAACGUGUAUGAGAGCAUCCAGGAGAUAGGAGCCCCUGAGCACCUAGAGACCCUCCCACCCCCCACCCCCCGCUCUGGCUAUUAG